CGUAGGUUUCAUUUGAGUCCUUACAAGUGGUUUGAAGGAAGUAAAAAUGUUUUUCUUUCUCCUUAGAGUGGCUGCAGACAGAAGUGAAUUGAUACCCCGUACUUUGAAUUCCAAACAAGAUGAAGAUCCCCUCUUUGCUGCUGAGAUUCCCUCGUUGUUAUUUCUCUAGAACUUACUUCAUGAACUUCCACUUCACUUCCAGAGCAGAUUUCCCGUGUAUUGAAUCUCUUACACCAGUGCACCGCUGUCGUACAAAAUGGAUGUGUUCAUCAAAUGGUUUGAGGAGGGAGCUGUGUCAACAAGUGGCCCGUGACCAGCAAAUAGAGGGACUUUCUGACAGAGAACAAAGACUCGUAGACAGACUUUACAAUGGACUAAUCCAGGGUCAUAGAGCCUGUUUAGCAGAAGCCAUUACGCUUGUAGAAUCAACUCAGAGUAGGAAGAAGAAAAUAGCUCAGGUGCUCCUUCAGAAGGUAUUAUCCUACCACAGGGAACAAGAAAAGUUAAAUCAAGGAAAGCCACUUGCCUUUAGAGUGGGGUUGUCUGGUCCUCCUGGUGCUGGAAAAUCGACUUUCAUAGAAUGCUUUGGGAAAAUGCUUACAGAAAGAAAAUACAAAGUGUCUGUGUUGGCUGUAGACCCUUCCUCUAGUACAAGUGGUGGUUCUCUGUUGGGUGAUAAAACACGGAUGACUGAGUUGUCAAGAGACAUGAAUGCAUACAUCAGACCAUCUCCAACCAGAGGGACGCUGGGAGGUGUAACAAGGACCACAAAUGAAGCCAUUCUGCUGUGUGAAGGAGGAGGCUACAACGUUGUUCUUGUGGAAACAGUAGGUGUGGGACAGUCAGAAUUUGCUGUGGCUGAUAUGGUUGAUAUGUUUAUAUUACUGCUACCUCCUGCAGGUGGAGAUGAAUUACAGGGUAUCAAGCGGGGUAUAAUUGAGAUGGCAGAUCUAGUUGCUAUAAAUAAAGCUGAUGGUGAUUUAGUUGUGCCUGCACGGAGAAUACAAGCUGAAUAUGUUAGUGCUAUGAAGCUGCUUCGCAAACGUUCAAAGGUUUGGAGACCAAAGGUAAUGCGCAUCUCUGCCAAAACUGGAGAAGGUAUCUCAGAUAUGUGGGAUAAAAUGACAGAAUUUCGUGACCUCAUGCUCACAAGUGGUGAGUUGAUUGCCAAACGACGGAAACAGCAGAAAGUGUGGAUGUGGAAUCUCAUCCAAGAAAAUAUGUUGGAACAUUUCCGGAGUCACUUGGCAGUCAAGGAUAAGAUUCCACUUCUAGAAGAAAAAGUUCUUAGUGGUGUCUUGUCUCCUGGGCUGGCAGCCGACCUGCUACUGAAAGCAUUCAAAGAUGGUCUCUGAGCAUUAGAUUCUAGUCUGUUCUUGUUAAGUGCUUUAUGUAAACAUGAAUAUUAAAUACAGUUUUUCUA
Messenger RNA from Pygoscelis adeliae (Adelie penguin), 1423 nucleotides. It is a transcript of the gene MMAA, whose product is annotated as methylmalonic aciduria (cobalamin deficiency) cblA type. The record is from RefSeq and is a predicted model, not a curated record. The transcript has 6 exons. Gene Ontology annotation, molecular function: GTPase activity; GTP binding. Gene Ontology annotation, cellular component: cytoplasm. The coding region runs from base 120 to 1355 and encodes 411 amino acids. NCBI's taxonomy places the organism in Eukaryota, Metazoa, Chordata, Aves, Sphenisciformes, Spheniscidae.